Molecule: messenger RNA, 1887 nt
Organism: Rattus rattus (black rat)
Lineage: Eukaryota; Metazoa; Chordata; Mammalia; Rodentia; Muridae
Gene: Slc38a9
Product: solute carrier family 38 member 9
Exons: 15
Coding region: 134-1813 (559 amino acids)
Biological process (GO): amino acid transmembrane transport
Molecular function (GO): amino acid transmembrane transporter activity
Source: RefSeq, a predicted model, not a curated record
UGCUCUCUUAGGACUCCAUCCCCCACCAUCCCCCGCGGCCUAAGCCGUUGCCUCUUCCUGUUUAGGGGACUAUUCUCUAAGCCGCUGCCAACUGAGAGGACUGCCUUCCCCAGUGCCUGGAAUCUGAGAAAAAAUGGCAAAUGUGGAUAGUGACUCUAGGCAUCUUAUCUCUGAGGUAGAACAUGAAGUAAAUCCUGGACCUAUGAAUAUCCAGUUUGACUCCUCAGACCUAAGAUCUAAAAGGCCUUUCUAUAUAGAGCCUACCAACAUUGUCAAUGUGAAUGAUGUCAUUCAGAAGGUCAGCGACCAUGCUGCUGCUAUGAACAAGCGGAUUCAUUACUACAGCCGGCUCACCACUCCUGCAGACAAGGCACUGAUUGCUCCAGACCACGUGGUUCCUGCUCCAGAGGAAUGCUAUGUGUACAGUCCAUUGGGCUCUGCCUAUAAACUUAAGAGUUACACUGAAGGCUAUCGUAAAAACACCAGCUUAGUUACUAUUUUUAUGAUCUGGAAUACCAUGAUGGGGACAUCUAUACUAAGUAUUCCUUGGGGCAUAAAACAGGCUGGAUUUACUACUGGGAUGUGUGUCAUCGUGCUGAUGGGCCUUCUAACACUUUACUGCUGCUAUAGAGUGGUGAAAUCACGGAGUAUGAUAGUUACAUCGGACACAACUACCUGGGAAUAUCCAGAUGUCUGCAAACAUUACUUUGGCUCUUUUGGGCAAUGGUCAAGUCUCCUUUUCUCCUUGGUGUCUCUCAUUGGAGCAAUGAUAGUUUAUUGGGUGCUUAUGUCUAAUUUUCUUUUUAAUACUGGAAAGUUUAUUUUUAAUUUUAUUCAUCACAUUAAUGACACAGACACUGUACUGAGCACCAAUAAUAGCAGCCCUGUGAUCUGUCCAAGCGCCGGGAGUGGCCAUCCUGACAACAGCUCCAUGGUCUUCUACAACAAUGACACGGAAGUGCGGCUGUUUGAGAGGUGGUGGGACAAGUCCAAGACAGUGCCCUUCUACCUUAUAGGGCUCCUCUUGCCGCUGCUCAACUUCAAGUCUCCUUCGUUCUUCUCCAAAUUUAAUAUCCUGGGUACGGUAUCUGUCCUCUAUUUGAUUUUCAUUGUUACCCUGAAGGCUAUUCGCUUAGGAUUCCAUCUGGAAUUUCACUGGUUUGCGCCAACAGAAUUUUUUGUACCAGAGAUAAGAGCUCAGUUUCCACAGCUGACAGGGGUGCUUACUCUGGCCUUCUUUAUUCACAAUUGUAUCAUCACACUCUUGAAAAACAACAAGAACCAAGAAAAUAAUGUGAGAGACCUGUGCAUUGCUUAUAUGCUGGUGACAUUGACUUAUCUCUAUAUUGGUGUCCUGGUUUUUGCCUCAUUCCCUUCACCUCCAUUACCCAAAGAUUGUAUUGAACAGAACUUCUUGGACAACUUCCCCAGCAGUGACACCCUGUCCUUCAUUGCACGGAUAUGCCUGCUGUUCCAGAUGAUGACUGUGUACCCACUCUUAGGCUACUUGGCUCGCGUUCAGCUCCUGGGCCAUAUCUUCGGUGACAUUUAUCCUAGCAUUUUCCAUGUGCUGAUUCUUAACUUAAUUAUCGUGGGUGCUGGAGUGACCAUGGCCUGCUUCUACCCAAACAUAGGAGGGAUCAUAAGGUAUUCGGGAGCAGCGUGCGGCCUGGCUUUCGUGUUCAUAUACCCUUCUCUCAUCUAUAUACUCUCCCAACACCAAGAGGAGCGUCUGACAUGGCCUAAGUUAGUGUUUCACAUCAUCAUCAUCAUUUUGGGCCUGGCGAACCUGAUUGCUCAGUUUUUCAUGUGAAAACCGUUUUCUCAAGAUUCCUCAUGGUGUUCUGAACCUUGGCAACGGUUCUGCAUAAAAGAACUUGAAAAUGC